This is a messenger RNA of Sus scrofa (pig), 4825 nucleotides long. RefSeq names its product olfactory receptor 4S1. The record is from RefSeq and is a predicted model, not a curated record. NCBI's taxonomy places the organism in Eukaryota, Metazoa, Chordata, Mammalia, Artiodactyla, Suidae. Gene Ontology annotation, cellular component: membrane. Gene Ontology annotation, biological process: G protein-coupled receptor signaling pathway. Gene Ontology annotation, molecular function: olfactory receptor activity; G protein-coupled receptor activity.
GGGAGACAUAGUCCCUGAGCCUACAGAGAAGACCCUUCAUGUUCAACUUCUUGCUCUAAGACGGAAUUACCGUACAAGAGCUGACCACUUUGUCUAUGCGCAGGGCAGAGAACCCAUGGGCACCAAGAGCAACGUGACUGAGUUCGUGUUGUUCGGCCUUUUCCAGAGCAGGGAGAUGCAGCAUGUGUGUUUUGUAGUCUUCUCUCUCGUCCAUGUGCUCACUGUCCUGGGGAACCUUCUGGUCAUCAUCACCAUCAAUGCCAGCAAGACUCUGAAGGCCCCCAUGUACUUCUUCCUCAGCCACUUGUCUUUUGCCGACAUGUGCUAUCCAUCCGCUACCACCCCCAAGAUGAUCGCGGACACUUUCGUGGAGCGCAAGACCAUCUCCUUCAAUGGCUGCAUGAGCCAACUCUUCUCUGCACACUUCUUUGGUGGCACUGAGAUCUUCCUCCUCACAGCCAUGGCCUAUGACCGCUACGUGGCCAUCUGCAGGCCCCUGCACUACACAACCAUCAUGGAUCGGUGGAAGUGUGGCCUGCUGGCGGGGGCCUCGUGGGUGGCUGGCUUUCUGCAUUCCAUCCUGCAGACCCUUCUCACAGUCCAGCUGCCCUUUUGUGGACCUAAUGAGAUUGACAACUUCUUCUGUGAUGUCCAUCCCCUCCUGAAGCUGGCCUGUGCAGACACCUAUGUGGUGGGGCUCAUUGUGGUGGCCAACAGUGGCAUGAUUUCUUUAGUGUCCUUCAUCAUCCUUAUCAUCUCCUAUGUGGUCAUCUUAUUGAACCUGAGAAGCCGUUCCUCAGAGAGCCGUCACAAGGCUCUGUCCACAUGUGGCUCACAUAUCAUCACCGUCCUUCUGGUCCUUGUGCCCCCCAUGUUCAUGUACAUCCGUCCGUCCACCACCCUGGCUGCUGACAAGCUGGUCAUCCUCUUUAACAUUGUCAUGCCGCCUUUGCUGAACCCUCUGAUCUACACGCUGAGGAACAAUGAGGUGAAAAACGCCAUGAGGAAACUGUUCAGGGUCAAGGGGAGCUUGGGGGAGAAGUGACACCCCAAGAACCCUCUUGAGCCUGGCACUCGGGAGAUAUCCCAUCUUGUAGCAUCCAACACAGGCUUUGCCUCUCUAGUCUGAUGAUUGUAAUGACAACGGCCCUCCUGGCUCUUUUUGUAGUAAUAGUCCACCUGUUCCUGCAAUCCUUCAGUCAGUAAAUAUUUAUUGAGCAUCUGCAAGGAGUGAGGCACUGGUCAUAAUCUCUGCCCCCAAGAGGGUCACAGUCCAGGAGGCUCUUAGGGUGACAUUUAAAAGCUCAUUCAGGAAGCAUGUGAGAGCCUAUGGAUGAGGGGCCUUCUUCGAUGUUCAGGUUCCCAUUUAUACAGUGGGUAACAGCACCAGGUAAUUCCUUUACCUAGUGGUUAACAGUGCUUGAUGAAAUUCAUUUUCUUCUCUGUGAUGACCUUCAAGGCGCUUUAUUCCCAUUCCUUCAUUGCAUGCUCUCAGGAGGCAAAUGAAUAAAUAAAUGUAGCAAGAGGACAGGAUUUACCACAGUCACAUGGAAAGUCCUGAGUAAGGUGGAACUAAGACCCUGAGUCUGCUUUCACAGCUCUUACCACCUGGGACUCCUUGAAAAAGACUGCGUGUAUGGAUACCAAACAGGAUGGACCAGUUUUGAAGACCAAGGGAUGAUGGCAGUCUGGGAUGAUGGGGAGCAGAGCAGGGGAGAACAUGUUGUUGGCACUUCCCCCAGUAGUGCCCAGUCCUCCGACCAGCAGAACAGGGGCUCUUGUCUGCAUGAAUCUUCUUUGCUUUUCUCUCUCUGCUCUGGAGAGAGCUAAUUUGUGCAGGAUGGAAUUAGAUGUCCUGCUUAAUUAACCACCAUGGGUCAUUUAAUUCAGUUGGGUCUCAAUUUCCACACUUACAAAUGGAGACGGUAAUAGUACCAGUUUCAGAAGUUUGCAGGAGGAUCAUCUGUAGGACUUAGUAAAUUCCUAUAUCAAAGAAAAGUUGUUCAAAGGUGGCUGCUACCUCUGUUUCUUUGAAACAUCUUCUAUGCCUUUCUCUUUUCUUAUCCCUACUUCGCCCCUGUCCUUUCCUCUUAAAGCCCUUGUAGCUACCAGAUUGAUUAUUCAUUCGUCAAAUAUUUAUUAAUCACUUAGCCUGUGGUAAGUCUGUUCUUCCUCUCUCCCUCCCUCUUCCUUUCUUCCUCCCUCCUUCUUCCUUCCUUCCUUCCUCUCUCUUUCUUUUCCUUCAUCUAGUUUUGUGUUUAUUCAGUGCAGUCAAGCACCCAGCCCUUUCUCAGAGAGGUGGUUGAGCUGGGGGACAAAACACAUCAAGGUUGCUGAGGUGUCUGUGGAUGGGGAGAAACCUGGGGUGAGGUAAAGACGUACCUGGGACAUUGACCCCAAUCUCAGUGCUUAGCCCUGAACCCUCACUCCCUACAGGUUCUAGGUGGGGCUAGCACAGGUGUCCCUGGGAAGAGGUUUUGGACUUUCUGCCACUUCCAACCCCUUUUCUUCCUUCCUUCCUUCCUUCCUCCCUUCCUCCCUCCCUUCCUUCCUUCCUUCCUUCCUUCCAUACACUCUCAGCAUAUGGAUGUUCCUGGGCCAGGGAUUGAGUCUGAGUCCCAGCUGCCACUGGGCCAGGGCAUCAAACUCAUGCUCCCCAGUUACCUGAGCUGCUGCAUUCGGAAUCUUAACCCACUGAGCCGCGGCGGGAUCUCCUCCCUCUCUCUUUUCUUAAGGCAGGGCCAUAUUCCAAACUCUCCACCUGGCUGGGAAGGUGUGGGAAGGAAGGAUGGAGGGGGCCAGUGUCCAGGUCCAAAGCCAGGGCUCUGAUCCCUUUCCUGGGCAGGCGCUGGAGAUAUAGCAGAAAAGUAGAUAAAAAUCCUUGUGCUCAUGGAGCUUCUAUUUAACUGUGUAAUAAAAGCUGAAGCUCACAGAAACCCUCCAACGUGACAGACAUGAUUGUGUUUUUAGUGAGUCUAUGCCUCUUGACUUUGAACUUCUCAGUUUCGUUUUCUCCACCUUUGGGUGGGACAGGACGUAUAUAGCUGGCUGGAGUUGGGUGUUUCCUUUCCCCCAGGUAAGUUAGUCUCCGCUAAUACCCUAGCAGGUUAGGUUCUGGUUAACUAGCUCCUCUGAGGAGCCCACCCUGUUAAGAACAAAUGUUCUGGUGUAUUUUCAAAAGGGUCCUUUUCUGGCCCCUCCACUGCUUCUGGAAGCAUGAGGGGAUUUUUUUCUGACCUUUACUGUGGGAACUUUUGAAACUGGGAAGAACCCUGUGGGGCUCCUAGACCUGCAAGCCUUUCCCUGUCUCCUGUCACUUGUUAGGCUUCAGCCUCUGUGACCUUCCCUGAGUUCCAAAGGUCAGGCUCAAACAUUUGCUAAUGAGGGAAGGGAGGAGAUGCAAAGACAAGGGAGGAGCAGUCAAGAAACAAUAGUGCAGCCUUGGGGCAGGGUCCUUGUUCCACCCCAAGGAGUACACAGAACAUCCUCUGUGAGCUCUUUGCAGAACUAAAAACCCCCAACAGAAGAAAGAUGUUAAUUACCUGAUGAAGGAAAUCAACUUCACUCCGGAGAGAAGGUCACAGUUUGAUAACCACAAAACUUGUCAGGGGAUCCCCUGAGACCACAUUAAAGGAAUAGGGCUCUGCACACACCCUUAUCCUCAUCAGCAACCCCAUCCUUGAAGCACUGCUAAAAACUCCUUACCAAAUCCUCCUGGGGUGGGACACAGUUUUUGAAGACCUAACUUUUAUCUGGUAAAGCAAUAAAGCUAUUUUUUUCUCCUUCACCAAAAACUCUGAGAUUCAGUUCAGCAUCAGUGGGUGCACAGAAGCUGAAUUUUAGCACCACCUUGUCCAGCUUCUGCAGGCAAAUCUCACUAUAUUGUAGGGGGAUUCACUCCCUGGGUUCCCCUGGAGGUUUUAUCUCCAGGACUCCACACCGAGCCUCCAUCAAGUUGUCAGCUACAGUUCAGGUUUUCCUAUCCGGGCACUGAUUCCUGUGGUUGUUAACAACUUGUGGGUCUCUACGCUGGUAAAUUGCAUCUCCCUGUUUUUUUGUGCAUCUUCUCCCCAGUCUCUGGGGCAGUGUCCUCCCAUCUCUUAUGGAUCCAAGGAGCGUUGUUGACUUUUGUUCAUCUUUUUACUUGUUAGGCUAGAGUGGCAACUUCCAAGCUCCUUGUGUAUGAACGAAACUGGAAACUGUGUUCUAGGUGUUUUGAUUGUGUUGACCCUUUUUAUCCUUACAACAACCUCAUGAAGGAGGCAUAAUCAUCAGAAGUGUGAUCAGGGUUUUGUGAGGAUAGUGUUGCAGAAACCACAACAACCGUGGCAGUGGAAGGACACAAACGGCACUCGGAGAUAUGGAAAAGCAAGGUUUAUUCAGCACUGGUGCGGGCUCAGAGGAGUCACCUCCAGAGUCUGAGCACCAGGUCUUUGUUCUCAGCAAUGUUUAUACAUUACAAGGUCUCGAUUUUCCCAUGUAAGCAUGCCGGACCUCCCCCCUUCCCCAAGCAGACAGUGUUCCUCCCUAAGAAACUGAGCAAGCAAGGUUACAGAAGCUCAACUUACAAGCAAUGUUGGGUGCAUGAUUAGCAGGGCACACAGUUGCUGCAUUUUUACAAGAAGGGUGGUAUGAGGCAGAGCAUAGAUGAAAAGGCUUGCAGCUGCCUUUUUAGCCAAGGGGGCGGGGGGUUGUUCCUUAGUUAAAACUCAUUUCAGUAGUAGCAUUGAGAAAACUUUUUGUUCCUUCUGAUCCUGACAAUCACACAUGCACAUGUUUGUCUUGACUAUGAGAAUAAUAGCAAUAAAAUAUAUAUAGAUACUGC